AUGUUUAAUAAGAUGAUGAGAAUAUUUAUAUUAUUAACGGUGUUUAAUAUAGUUUACGCGUAUCAGAGAAAUUUUUGGUGGAAAAUCGAAAAUACGCAAAGACAAGGACCUAACGUCUGCGCCGUAGAAGUGAACGAUGACAUAAAUUAUGCUUAUUACACUGAGAGCAAACAGUGGAGUCCUCGAAAAAUUUGUGGCAAACCUACGUAA
Molecule: messenger RNA, 210 nt
Organism: Heterotrigona itama
Lineage: Eukaryota; Metazoa; Arthropoda; Insecta; Hymenoptera; Apidae
Source: the annotation of a GenBank genome assembly